UGAUCGCUGGCUUCUCUUUCACUUGCCACAAUGGUUCCUAAGCAUCUGUUAACCGGAAUUCAUACCCUAGCCCGACCCAUUUGUCAUAGCGCACGACCCACAAAUCUCUGCUCAUAUCCUGAAUUUCUUCAUAAGCUCCAAACCAGGCAUUAUUCAAUUGAACCGCCCCCAGUCACUCUGGCUUUCUCUUCUCCGCUAGCCUCCACUUCAAAUCCAAAGAGCUCUCUGAAUGAAGCUGAGCUACAAAAAUUUGCGGCAAUUUCGGGGACAUGGUGGGAUGGUGAAGGUCCGUUUAAGCCAUUGCAUGUGAUGAACACAACGAGGCUUGCUUUUAUUAGGUCGACAUUGUGCCGGCAUUUUGGGUUAUUGAGCACGUGGCAGAUCCUUCUGAUAGUGGAAUGUUUUCUCUAUGGUAUUUGCCUACUGGCUCAGGUAAUGAGGCAAUCUCACCUUAGGUUCGCAUCUUUUAUUGACCACCGUGGAUGGGUUAUUGAGCACGUGGCAGAUCCCUCUGAUUUCUUCAAAUCCUUGUCUGCAUUGACCAGUUUUGGUGGAGCUACGGUUAUCUCCACAAUAAAUCGAUCCAUGAGAGCAUAUGCAACUGCCAUCCUCAUGGCAGAAUAUCUUCCAAGAGGCACACAUCAAUGGUCGAGCUUCCUGACGCCAGAAGAACUAGUCCUUAUUCUUGAGCGUGCCUCUAUUUCAGUCAAAGAGAUGGCUGGGUUUGUUUAUGACCCUUUGACUGGGAGAUGGUCCCUUUCUGCUGACAUCAGUGUAAAUUUCAUCGCUUAUGGCACUAAGAACGGUGAAUAGUAACCUGACAUCCCGUUUCUUGUUAUGUAACUUUGUUGAGUUACACCGUAUAAUUUGUUUUGAUUUCCUUUCUUUCCCCUCCUCUGCACGUCUUUUAUUUUUAUUUUUUUCCCGUGUCACAACUAGGCUUAUAAACAAAAUGAUUUUUUUUAUUCGAUUCGAUAUUCGAAUUCGAAUACAAAUAAUGUUUUAUAUUCGAAAAUUAAAUAAAUCCAAGUUUGAAUAUGGAGAUAUUCGAUUUGUUAGCGAUAAUUAUAUAAAUUUAUAAAUUAUAUAUAAUAUAUUUUAUUUA
This is a messenger RNA of Striga asiatica, 1105 nucleotides long. NCBI's taxonomy places the organism in Eukaryota, Viridiplantae, Streptophyta, Magnoliopsida, Lamiales, Orobanchaceae. The record is from the annotation of a GenBank genome assembly.